AGAAUGUUUCCUGGAGAAAGGUAUGGUUUUUAGUAAUAAGAUAAAUUUACUUUAGUCCUGCAAAUAAGGUGAAAUCUUAUGUCCAGUAUCUCACAAAGGAGAACUGACAGUGCCACUUUUAUAUUUAAUGUCAAUCUCAUUAGACAAAAAUGAAAUAUAGUUCCUAGGGUUUCCAAUUUAAAAAGUGAAAUAAUAAAUAUAUUCACUCAAACAUUUUCUCAGUGCCAUAUGCAAGUUACCAUGUCCCGGAAGCUGAUACAGUUUGAAGAAGGAAAUAUAUAAGUACUGUAAGCCUGUGAUAACUAAAAGCAACAUACUAAAAAGUGAAGGUACAGAUAAUUGGAACAAAUUUAAUAGCGUUUAAAAGUGUAUUUGGUAAUUUCUCCAGGAGGUGGCACUGUUGAGUUGUUUUUUCUUUUCAGACAGUAAGACAAUAGACCAUUCAUCUUUGUGUCACCCAAACAAAGAAAUAUUCCUUUAUAACCCCCUUUCCUCCCCCCCACCUAAUCACAUGCUACUGGAACUGACUGUCUUGUGAUCUACUCCCAUAGUUGGCAUAGAUUUUAAAAUAAUCUUUUUAAAAUUAAUCUGAUAGUAGUUAUGGAAAGGAACAAAUUGUUCACCAAUUUUCAUCAGCUUUAUCUUUUCAGUCCAGUAACUGAGAACUUAAAAAGACUAUUCUAGUGAUUUUACUAUCCUGCUCAGAUGGCAUUCAAAAACAUUUUUCACUUCUCACGUCUUGGAAAAAUUUGUAAAUUCGUUAAGUCUUUUUGUUUGAAAGUUAACGUGACUGGAAAUAUUUUAAUGUAAAUAUCGGGUUGGGUGCAUUGUAUCAUUUUGCUCUACAAUGACUAUAUCCUCAUUUGGGUUUAUGGCCAGUUUAUAAUUAAAAGUAAUCUUUACUUGCUUUGAGUGUAACGACUUGCAUAUUUUGUAUCUUUCUAUUUGCUACCUUUUCUACUGAACAAUUUCUAGCUUUCUGAAGGGAUGGAGUCAGUAAGCUUAAGGAUUCAGAACUGGUUUUACCUGUGCUACGUGUUGUGGAAGUUGUGUGUGCAGCUUCUGCGGUAAAGGGAACAGCGUAGGGGUUUUAUUUUAUUCAUUAGAGGUGGAUCGGGGUGCUAAUUUAGAGGACAUCACAUACUGGAACCAAACUUGUCCGAAGCUCUCACUGCAGAGUUAAGGCACUUUGGUAAAAUAAAUGUGCAUCUAGGAAAUGAUCAUGUGUACAGUAGGCAUUGGAUCAUUCUCUUGCCCCCCUUUUACCUGCCCCUAAUGCCUAAGCUACAUUCGAAGUCCUGGAAAACCUGUAAGUAAUUCCGCCUUUGGCCUACCUCCCCUCAGAAGAGGAAGGUGAGAGAGGCCAAACGUAUGGAGACUAUUCUUCAGGCUUGCAGGAGUCACGGAUGUCCUGAUGUCUGUCUCCGUAGGAUGUGGCCCACAUCAGUUCGCAUUCACCUUCCUGCAGCAAGGCAGCUGCUUAGCAGACAAUGGGCGCUCCAGUGAGCGGGGUUUAUAAAAACCCGAAGCCCCGGUUCAUGAUGGAGCCCCCUUUUCCAGCUGAGCGAGCUCAGGGAUUUCCUGGGUAGGUUUUCCAGGCUCUGCCUCACCGAAGGAAUUUUAGGAGUGUCUCUGGGGAACAGGAGGGACGUAACCCAGCCCCAACUUGAGGGCGCUAGCGGUGCGGCAAGGGGUCGCGACGCCAGGAGCCCCGGGCUCGGCGGGAAGGUAUGAGAAGCUCCUACGUGAACUCCACAAGCCGGGCCCGGGAGACGCCGGGCGAGGCGGGGUUGACCUCAGCAGUCUCUGCCCCGUUCCAGCCAAUCAGUCCCGCAUCUUAGCAUCCGAAUCCAGGACCCCCGAAGCCGGAGGCGACGCGAGCCAAUGAGAGUGGGCCGGGGAAGAGGGACAGGCGGCCAGCCUAUGGGGCGGAGAGGCCCGGCCGCGCGUAUCCAAGGAGCGCCGCGCUCGGCUCGGCGGGGGUGGGCGGGCGCGCCGGGCGGCAGGUGUCGGCGUCGGCGGCAUUCGGCGGCGAUGGAGCGGCCCUGGGGAGCUGCGGACGGCCUCUCGCGCUGGCCCCAUGGCCUCGGCUUCCUCCUCCUCCUGCAGCUGCUGCCGCCGGCGACCCUCAGCCAAGACCGGCUGGACGCGCCGCCGCCGCCGCCCGCUGCGCCACUGCCGCGCUGGUCUGGCCCCAUCGGGGUGAGCUGGGGGCUGCGGGCGGCCGCAGCCGGGGGCGCGUUUCCUCGCGGCGGCCGUUGGCGUCGCAGCGCGCCGGGCGAGGACGAGGAGUGCGGCCGGGUCCGGGACUUCGUCGCCAAGCUGGCCAACAACACGCACCAGCAUGUGUUUGAUGAUCUCAGAGGCUCAGUAUCCUUGUGCUGGGUUGGAGAUAGCACUGGGGUCAUUCUAGUCUUGACUACCUUCCAUGUACCACUGGUAAUUAUGACUUUUGGACAGUCCAAGCUAUAUCAAAGUGAGGAUUAUGGGAAGAACUUUAAGGAUAUUACAAAUCUCAUCAAUAACACCUUUAUUCGGACUGAAUUUGGCAUGGCUAUUGGUCCUGAGAACUCUGGAAAGGUGGUAUUAACAGCAGAGGUGUCUGGAGGAAGUCGUGGAGGAAGAAUCUUCAGAUCAUCAGAUUUUGCGAAGAAUUUUGUGCAAACAGAUCUCCCUUUGCAUCCUCUCACUCAGAUGAUGUAUAGCCCUCAGAAUUCUGAUUAUCUUUUAGCUCUCAGCACUGAAAAUGGCCUGUGGGUGUCGAAGAAUUUUGGGGGAAAAUGGGAAGAAAUCCACAAAGCAGUAUGUUUGGCCAAAUGGGGAUCAGACAACACCAUCUUCUUUACAACCUAUGCAAAUGGCUCCUGCAAAGCUGACCUUGGGGCUCUGGAAUUAUGGAGAACUUCAGACUUGGGAAAAAGCUUCAAAACUAUUGGUGUGAAAAUCUACUCAUUUGGUCUUGGGGGAACGUUUCCUUUUUGCCUCUGUGAUGGCUGAUAAGUUACGGUGCUGUGACUCCGAUAGGAUCAGAUUCAUCAUUGGACCCCCAGACCUCUCACCCAGGACCCCAAGUGUGCACCUUUGAAGCCAUUGUCUUCACUCCUGACUGAUAGAUCGGGGACACGCUAACACAUGGGUUUAUCAUUUUUGCUUCCCAUGGGGCAUCUUUAAUUGCUCUUGAGCAAUGAAACUGUAUUGAUAUUACUCUCUGUCAGCCAUUGUAAGUUCAAGGUCCCAGAGGAAGGCUUGGGUCACCCAGAAAUCCCGUUAAUCUGAAAUCAGAUUUAUAAGCCAUAUACCCUGCAUCUUGAAACCCUCCUGCUCUUUUCAGGACCCUGUUUAUAAUUUUUAAUAUGCUAACAUAAUGAAGGGCUCUUUGCUUGGAAGAGUAAUACUUUUAGCAGGUUGCUUUAUUUACCAAGGCCAGCUUAAUUCUUAGCUUAUAAGAAUCAGUUCUUACGUGUUUAUUACAGAUAUUUCUUAAGAAGCAGAGUUGAGCCUUCAUCAUAAAUAACUGUUAAAGUAAGGAUCAGAAUUAGCAUGUGCACCUUGACAUCACCAUACCAGGAUACUGCUCAAUGUUGUGAUGGUUGUAUUGACUAAUAGAACCUGUCUUUCUCUGACAUUUUUGUAGAGACUUAAGAAACAAUGAAAUUUCAUGGGCCAUAGAAGAUGCUAGUGAAGCCUUUGCUGGACUCACAAGUCUCACUAAA
Messenger RNA from Pan troglodytes (chimpanzee), 3713 nucleotides. Its product is annotated as sortilin-like. Lineage: Eukaryota; Metazoa; Chordata; Mammalia; Primates; Hominidae. Gene Ontology annotation, biological process: vesicle organization; endocytosis; Golgi to endosome transport. The transcript is spliced from 9 exons. Gene Ontology annotation, cellular component: membrane; Golgi apparatus. Gene Ontology annotation, molecular function: protein binding. The coding region runs from base 1885 to 2997 and encodes 370 amino acids. The record is from RefSeq and is a predicted model, not a curated record.